This is a messenger RNA of Drosophila sulfurigaster albostrigata, 2161 nucleotides long. RefSeq lists its product as uncharacterized. NCBI's taxonomy places the organism in Eukaryota, Metazoa, Arthropoda, Insecta, Diptera, Drosophilidae. The coding region runs from base 235 to 495 and encodes 86 amino acids. Gene Ontology annotation, cellular component: gamma-tubulin ring complex. The record is from RefSeq and is a predicted model, not a curated record. The transcript has a single exon. Gene Ontology annotation, biological process: gamma-tubulin complex localization.
GAUUUUGUAGUAGUUUUAUAAACAAAGUAACUGCUUCCGUUUGAAAGUCUUUGCAUAAUUUUUUUAGAACUAAUAAAUUUUUACGGCUCAUAAAAAUAAUCUUCAACGUUUGCCCGCUACAUUUGACCUAUUGGGAGCCAGCCACAUCGAUUGCAAAGAUCUCUGGAAACUUUUGAUGCUGGCGGCGUUCUUAUCGCAAUCAUCAUCAGCGGAACAGACGAUAACAGCAACAACAUGACACAACAGAGUGAUCGGGACGGCAAUAAACCCGCUGUGGAGGGAAAUAACGAUUUAAAACAAUUCGUUAAUAAUUCGCCAGUGCUGCGCAUUGCGGUCUAUGGCAUGUCGGAGCUAAUCAACACGCGACUAUCUGCUAAGGCCCUCGACAUAUGCUUGGAACUACUUGGAGCAGGUGUCCAUCCAAAGGCGCUUGCCGACGUUAUAUUACACACCAUGGAUGCCAAAGAGAAACGUUCCGGCCGUCCAUUCGUUUAACUAAACUGGAUUUCACUAACUAUUAUGUGUGUUAUCAAAAUGAAAAACAACGCUCACGUAUAAUGCGAAAUUUUAGAUUAGGUGAACAACAAUCAGCGGAUGGGCCACCUGCAAACGUCUAGACAAUUAUACCUUCCAUAAAAACAAACAAACCUGAUAGCAAGCACAAAACGUUGUUAAUCUGUUGUUAAGUGUUAUAAAAAAAGAAAUUGUUAUAUUUAGUAUUUAUCAAUUUUAUUAAUAUAGUAUCCUUUCCCCUAAAUCGAACUUAGCGUGCAUAAAUAAAAAAAUAUAUAUAAUAUAGAAUAGUAUAGUAUAAUAUAUAAUUUAAGUACUCUUUCUCUCUCUACUUCGUCUUGUCAACGAACAGCACAUGCUUAACAUCCUCUUCGGUGAGAUCCUUGUCGCCCCAACCCCACAGUUCAUGGCUGCCAUCGCCAGUGCGUCGCACACGACGCUCAAUUGUCUCGGGUGCCACCGAUUUCAGAUCGUAGGCCCAGCCGAUCUUGGCAAAGAAAUCAAUGAACGCAGUGGUCAUGUUGAGCGUAUAUCUGCCCCAUUCGGCGGUCUUGUAAUCCCAGGGGAAAACAUGAUGAUAGUUGUGCCAGCCCUCGCCGAAGGUGAAUGCGGACACGUAAGGACUCUGGGAUGGAUUGAUGUGCCUGCAAAGAAGUACAAGAUUAGUUGAGGUACACUAGAGGAACAGCAAGAUAAGGACACAUACUUGUCAUAGGGACGUCCACCGAAUUUGUGAGCAGCACUGUUCACCAGCCAGGUCAUGUUGAGCUGGAAGCACCAACGGAACAUGGUGGCCACAAACCACGAGUUCAUCAGCGUCUCAUUCCACAGAUACAUGGGUGCCAAAGUGGGCAGAAUAAAGCAAGCCAGCGGCAUGAGAAUCAUAUAGUGUCUGCAAGAUAUUUACAAACACAUUAGCAAACAAGUAAAGUUGGAAUUCAAAUUAAGUUGACACUCACUUCAGCUGGAACAUGAGAAUGCGAUCGGCACGCAGAUCGGACAGAUCCAAGCCUUUGCCCUUGGCCACCACAUCGGGAUGCUUCUUGCACAGCAGCCAACCGACAUGUGAGAAGAAGAAGCCACGUGUGGCAUUAUGGGGAUCAGCAUCGGUUUCCGAGUACUUGUGAUGCACACGAUGAUCGCGUGCCCAGUGGAAGGCGGCAUCUUGGAAGGCGAUCGUGUUGAAUGUGAUCAGUAUCAAGCGGAGUGGCCACUUGGCCUUGUAGGAACGAUGCGCCCACAGGCGAUGGGCGCCUCCAGUAAUGCCGAUCAUGCCCAUCGUAUAAAGUACAAUAGCUGCAAUUUAAAUCAUCAAGUUAAUUUGAAAUGUAAAAUGUAAAUGUUUUGACUUACAGAAUGCAACCGUUGCCCAUUUGGCUUUAAAUAGGAACAAGUAUCCACCGUAUAGAGCGGCCAAAUGCAAAUAACCGAAUAGAAUAAUAUUACGCCAGACCCAUUUCAAUUUGCGUUUAUCGGCCUUCUUCAAUUGCGUUAUGUCACCAGCCAGGGCGCAGUCAUUAGUUUCCGCAUCGGCCUCAAAGAGCACUCCGGUUUGCUUGGAUGCAUUUGGAUUCUCCUUGGAUUGCAGCAGCUCCUUCUCGUUGUCACAGGCGGGCAACGAGUCCGCUGGUCUAGAGACGGCGUUUGG